This is a messenger RNA of Pararge aegeria (speckled wood butterfly), 2142 nucleotides long. RefSeq names its product bax inhibitor 1 (gene BI-1). Gene Ontology annotation, cellular component: mitochondrial membrane. The record is from RefSeq and is a predicted model, not a curated record. Bases 92 to 796 code for a protein of 234 amino acids. Lineage: Eukaryota; Metazoa; Arthropoda; Insecta; Lepidoptera; Nymphalidae. Gene Ontology annotation, biological process: negative regulation of RNA splicing; cellular response to unfolded protein; negative regulation of apoptotic signaling pathway. Gene Ontology annotation, molecular function: enzyme binding. The transcript is spliced from 5 exons.
UCAAAGGGAUAUUAUCGAUAGCAUUUUGAUAGCAUUUUCAGUGGUGAUUUCUACACUUUUAAUUAAUCAGUGUUAUCUGAGAAUUUUAAACAUGACUCCAAACAUCCGAACGUUCGUCAAUAGUUUCCAAAGUCGACUGGAACCUCCAGUACGUCAGCAUCUGAAAAAUGUAUAUGGUACUCUAAUGAUGACAUGUGGAGCUGCCUCAGCUGGAGUGUACAUUGACAUGUACACAAGAUUCCAGGCUGGCAUCCUAUCAGCAAUUGCUGGUGCAGCUCUUAUGUUAAUGCUGAUUGCCACACCAGACACUGGCAAAAAUACAAAGUUACGACUUGGCUACCUUUUAGGAUUUGGGUUGACUGCAGGUAUGGGAAUGGGGCCAUUGUUGGAAUAUGUGAGCAUUGUUGACCCAGCCAUAAUUGUGACGGCUCUGUUAGGCACCACUUUGGUAUUUGUUUGUUUCUCCAUUGCGGCCAUGUUGGGUGAACGAGGAAGCUGGCUCUUCCUUGGUGGACCUCUUAUGACUUUGAUUACUUCCAUGUCACUUAUGACAUUGGUAAACCUUUUCAUGCAAUCUUCUAUUCUAAGUCAGGUUCACCUUUACAUUGGUUUGAUGGCCAUGUGCGGUUUUGUAUUGUUUGACACACAACUUAUUAUUGAGAAGCGCAGGAUGGGAAGCAAGGACUUUGUACAACAUGCUCUGGAGUUGUUCAUCGACUUUAUCGGAAUGUUCCGCAGACUUCUUAUUAUCUUGACACAAAAAGAGGAAAACAACCGUCGUCGUAGACGUGAUUAGAAUCAUCAUAAUAAUUGAUAUUACUCCAUUCAAAAUUAAAGACCCAGGAAAAUUACUAUAUUAGGUGGUGUGGUAUUAAUAAUAAACCAAAAAUAUAAAUAUUAUUUGGAUUGUUUUAAAAAUGAUAAAUUGUUUGUUUGUGUAAAAGUAUUUAUAUAAACAAUAUAUAUGUAAGUGCAAAUCUUGAAAACAAUAACUGCAGGUAAUGUAUGUAAAAAAAUGUUCACAGAGUUAGCCAUAAAAUCAAACCUUAUUAAUUUUAACUUUUAAUUUGUAAUGGGCGAGCAGAAAUUAUAAUAUUUGCCUGAAAAAAUUUGAGACCUGAAAAUUAUUAUUUGAAUAUGUGAACACUGUGACUUUUAUUGGCUUAUAUCCGUAUCCCCUCUCUAUUCGAUCUGUAGAAGUACUGUAAAUGUUCAGUUUACUAAACUACUUAUAAAAAAUACGAAAUAUCUGUUGAAUUAAGUACCUAUUGAGAUAUGUUUUCCUGACAUAAAUGUUGAUCAGUGAUAGCGCUGCUGCAUCUAUCGCACUCACUAUUGGAUGUUUCUUAUAUCAUGAAUUUUUUAUUGCAUUCUAAAAUUUUCUUUAGUAGCAAAUAGUACGUACUGUACACGUUAAAGAGCGGCGGGUCUCGGAUUUUGUAAGACAGAAUAAAGUCACUAUACUUAUACAGGAUAUCAGAUUGUGAUAGCUUCAAUUCAAAAUAAUCGUGCAACAUUCUCACCAUUUUGAGCCGAAGCAUUCUAUCGACGUUCGUAUAUAUAUAAAUAAAUAUAAAAAAGAGAGUAGUAUAUCGUAUAAAAUCGAAAAAAAAAAAAACAAUAUUGUGUGCUCUAUGCAUGUUAGUGUAAAUUACUUUUAUAAAAAUGUUUAAUCAGCUUACAGUAUUUCAACUUUUAUUUAAAUAUUUAAAAUAGUUUAGUUAUAUUUCUUUUUUAAACCAGGUUAAUGGAAAAAUAUAAAACAAUGGGAAAAUUAUUAUAUUACUAUUUGUCCAACGGAUAAUCCUUCUAAAUACAAUAUUUUUUAUUAGGUUCUGGCUAUACAGAAUCUAGCUUUACUUUAAUGCGGGCGUAUGAUAUAUCUCUGACUAAAAAUAGUAAUGUUAUAGAAAACGUUGAACGCUCCUUUGAAUUGUUUAUAAAGAUAAAAGAAUAUUAAUCAAAGUUAAUGUCAAUAUUAAUAGUAAUAAUUAAUGAAUGAUACACAGCAAUUAAAUGUUGACUAUCAAUAUUUUAUUAAAACAACUAAAAUUGGAAUUUAAUUGAUGUGAUUAUAAUAUAUUUCAAAUUUAAGUAAGUACCUUUAAUGCAUUGUUGUUAAAUAAAUUGGAUUAUUGACAG